UGGUCACUCUCUGUUCCCGUGAUGUCCUACAUUUUUUGGCAGCAAAAGAGUAUAUAUAGUUCAUGUCCUAGCAAGAAUGAACCACUAGUUCACAACAGCUGAAGCAAAUCUUCCAAAAUGUUCGCUAAGAUUGCUCUCCUUCUCGCUGCUCUUGCAGCAGUUGAUGCCACUGUCUUGGCUCCUGGACUUCUGAAUGCCGGAAUCGUGGGACCUGCCGCCGUCUCCACCUCAUCCGUCGUCGCCAUCCCUGGAGCAGUGACCACCGACAAGAGGGUUAUCGGAACCACUGGACUUAUUGGCGCUCCCCUCCUCAGCUCCGGAAUAAUCGGAAAUGGACUCCUGGCCAAUGGUCUGAUCGGUGCUCCAGUUCUCAACAGCGGUCUUAUCGGUGCUCCAGUUCUCAACAACGGUCUUAUCGGUGCUCAAUUCUCAACAGCGGUCUUAUCGCAGGUGCCCCCCUUCUCAAUGCCGGCAUCGUCUCCCCCAUCGGUUUGAAAAGUGCCGGAAUCCUCGCUGCUCCUGGCCUUGUCAAGACCAUCUUGUAAUUUAUUUAUUGAAGGAAAGAAAACUACUUGUAUAAAACUGAUGUGACUCUACUUUCUGCUGAAUGUCUCUUUCAAUUUCAUUUAUCGAGAGUGUCUAUUGGAUGUUACUUUUUCGCCGCUUGGCUCUUCAAGAAUUGCUGCUUGAUGCUACUUUUCCUCCGCCUGAUUACUCAAGAAUAUCUACUUGAUGUUACUUUUUUUUCCGCUUGGUUAUUCAAGAAUAUCUACUUGAUGUUACUUUAUCUCCACCUGUUUCUUCAAAACUUUCUAAUGAAUAUUUUUCUUUUAUUUGAUUCUUUAAGAAUUUUUACUGAAUGUUUUUUCUAUCACCUGUUUCUUCAAAAACUUCUUCUGAAUGUUACUUUUUCAAUAAAAGAUCUUCAACAAUGUCUACUGGACGCUACUUUUCCCCUCCUACUUCAACAAAGCUUUCAACUUCAAAAUAUUUUUCCGUCUGGCACUUCAAAUAUUUCUACAGUGUAUUACUUUCGCCAUUCAAGAUUCCUCAAGAAUAUCUACUUGAGAUAUUCUUGAGGAAUCUAGUUGUUUGAGAUGCUGCAAUUCUGCCUUUCUUUGAGUUUUACCUUUUACUUCUUUUAUCUUCAAGUCUUCUUUCUUCUGUUCUUUUUUCGAGCUACUAUUUUGAAUAUUUGUAUUUUUCUUUCUUGAUUGUUUCAUUUUAAUUUAAAAUAAAAAUAUCUGUCUUAUUUAAA
Messenger RNA from Argiope bruennichi, 1258 nucleotides. RefSeq lists its product as uncharacterized. The coding region runs from base 118 to 495 and encodes 125 amino acids. The record is from RefSeq and is a predicted model, not a curated record. NCBI's taxonomy places the organism in Eukaryota, Metazoa, Arthropoda, Arachnida, Araneae, Araneidae. The transcript is spliced from 2 exons.